This is a messenger RNA of Drosophila grimshawi, 1590 nucleotides long. RefSeq names its product protein arginine N-methyltransferase 1-B (gene Art1). Lineage: Eukaryota; Metazoa; Arthropoda; Insecta; Diptera; Drosophilidae. Gene Ontology annotation, cellular component: nucleus. The record is from RefSeq and is a predicted model, not a curated record. The coding region runs from base 100 to 1269 and encodes 389 amino acids. The transcript has 4 exons. Gene Ontology annotation, biological process: peptidyl-arginine methylation. Gene Ontology annotation, molecular function: protein-arginine N-methyltransferase activity.
UUUUUCGCGUGUGUUUGGAGGGAAGCAGUUCGGUCUCUUUUCGCAUUGCCAAAUCUAUUUGAUUUCUCACAACUCACGCCAAAUAAAAUUGUGUUAAUCAUGUCUUCAACAGAUAUAGCCAUGGAAGCAAGUGUCGAGCCUGCAAUCGGCCUCAUCCCAAUCGGAAUUGCGGCGAACUCGAAUAAUGUUUUAAAGAAACUUGCCAGCGCAUCUGCUCCAGCUGCUCCUCCUCCGGCGGUUGCAGCUGCUGUUGCUCCUCGUGAUGGCAGCGGCAAUGCGGACGAGAUGACUUCAAGAGAUUAUUACUUUGAUUCCUAUGCCCAUUUUGGGAUCCACGAGGAGAUGCUCAAGGAUGAGGUGCGCACGGUGACCUAUCGCAAUGCGAUGUACCACAACAAGCAUCUCUUCCAGGGCAAGACCGUUUUGGAUGUUGGCUGCGGCACGGGCAUCUUGUCCAUGUUUGCCGCCAAGGCUGGUGCGGCCCAAGUGAUUGCCGUCGACUGCUCGAAUAUUAUUGAGUUCGCUCGCCAAGUGAUAAUCGACAAUAAUUUGCAGGAAAUUAUCACCGUAGUCAAGGGGAAAAUUGAGGAAAUUGAGCUGCCUGGUGGAAUUGAGAAAGUCGACAUUAUUAUCUCCGAGUGGAUGGGCUACUGUCUGUUCUACGAGUCCAUGCUGGAUACGGUUUUGUAUGCACGCGACAAAUGGCUGAAACCCAAUGGAAUGAUGUUUCCGGAUCGGGGCACACUCUACAUCACAGCGAUCGAAGACCGCCAGUAUAAGGACGAGAAGAUCAACUGGUGGGACGAUGUCUACGGCUUCGAUAUGAGCUGCAUACGCAAGGUGGCCGUCACGGAGCCCCUCGUCGAUGUUGUCGAUCCCAAACAAGUCGUGUCCACGGCUUGCAUGGUGAAGGAAGUCGAUUUGUACACGGUGCAAAAGGCGGAUUUGAAUUUCUCUUCGAAAUUUAAUUUGACAAUUAAGCGGAAUGAUUUUGUGCAGGCUUUGGUCACCUAUUUCAACAUUGAGUUCACCAAGUGCCACAAGCGACUGGGAUUCAGUACAUCGCCGGACUCAACGUACACGCAUUGGAAGCAGACAGUAUUCUACCUGGACGACCACAUGACGGCGAAGAAGAACGAGGAGAUCAACGGCACCUUUCAAAUGAAGCCAAAUGAGCGAAACAAUCGCGACUUGGACUUUGUCAUCGACAUCCAUUUUAAGGGGGAUCUGUCCGAGAUUCAGGAAUCAAAUACAUACCGCAUGCGCUAGCUAUUUAAGCUAAUCCUUUAGCCUUCUUAAAUGAUGACUAGAUUUAAAUGAUUAAGAUUAUAUUCAAAUCCAGUGUGCAACAGCGAGAACGAAAAACAAACAAACAAAACAAGGAAAUGAUGAUGUGUGUUGCGUCUUCUGCUAAGUUUAAAGUGUGUACCUUUUUAAGUAAGCAUCAUAUUUUGACAAGUGUGCGCCUGUUUAACAAAUUAUGUUUCACGACUACUUCUAAGUAAAUUGUACAGUUGCACAUUAAGUCGAACAAUGAACACAUAUUAAAGUGACUUGACUGUGCCCACAAAGCACAUCAUUUUACUUGAA